CAACACACCACAAUUGCAAGAAACUAGCUAUCAUACUCCCUUACCAUGUCUAUGCGCAAAUACUCCCUUCCUCCUUCUCCUCUGGGAAGGAAGAGUUCCGUCCCUCCCCCAAAGGAAGAGAAACCCACCGAAUCUGAAAAUUCGAACCCGGCGAAAGCAUGUCCUAAUAGUACUGGAGCCAGCAGGAAGCGGAAAGCUAAGGAACCGAUAAGCAGGGAAGAUGACGAAAAGAUGGAAAUCUUAACGGCUGUUGCUGCUUGUAUUUCUAUUAACGAGAAAAACCCAGAGGGAGAAUCCUCGGAAGCAGCUGAUGACAAUGGAAUGCAGCUGCUCGCAGCAGUUGCCACCGGGGAAAACUAAAGCACCUGAGAUAUCUCUGAUAAACAAUCUCAUAAUUCCCGGCCCGCUUGACUUCUUCUGAUUGUGUAAUGUUAAUUUGAUGCAAUAGACUAUUUAUCAACUUAUAUAUAAAUGAAUAAAUAAUUGUAUGUAUCUUAUCAUUCGCGUCUAAAUAAAGUAAAUGAUUGGUUGGGAUGGGUUCA
This is a messenger RNA of Glycine soja, 542 nucleotides long. RefSeq lists its product as uncharacterized. The transcript is spliced from 5 exons. The coding region runs from base 46 to 360 and encodes 104 amino acids. NCBI's taxonomy places the organism in Eukaryota, Viridiplantae, Streptophyta, Magnoliopsida, Fabales, Fabaceae. The record is from RefSeq and is a predicted model, not a curated record.